Messenger RNA from Prunus armeniaca (apricot), 2376 nucleotides. NCBI's taxonomy places the organism in Eukaryota, Viridiplantae, Streptophyta, Magnoliopsida, Rosales, Rosaceae. The record is from the annotation of a GenBank genome assembly.
AUGGCCUUACUUGGGAGCAUGCUUAUUAUUGUGCAACUCUCUAUGGUUGUGCUAUUAGGGGCGGCAAUAUUUACACCAAUAGCAUCAGCAGCUAAAGCCCUGCUGCCUCAAGCCAAGCCUGGGUGCCCAGAGAAAUGCGGUAAUCUCACAAUCCCCUACCCAUUUGGCAUAGGUGACGGCUGUUACCUCCGACCCGAAUUCAACAUCACAUGCAACCAAGCCAGCACACACCCAACAUACUUGACCAGAAACAACUUGAGCAUUACUAACUUCUACUUUGAUGAGGCUGAGCUGCAAAUAGCACAUGAUGCAGCCGAUAGCUGUCAUGACGCCCUUGGUAAUCCCAGCAACAGCACCAGCAACAACGUAUAUUACCUGAUGCUGCCUCCUCUUUACACCAUCUCCGAAACCAAGAACAAAUUGUUUGUCAUUGGCUGUGAAGCUUUUGCACUUUUGGAUUUGCAGAUCGCAGACCCUACCCCAGACAAAACAAAAUCCACCCAGGGCUACAGUGUGGCGGCAUGCGACAAUAUUUUAACAAGCAACAACAAAGUUCCCGACACUUGCUCCGGCAUUGCGUGCACCGAAUCUGGCCUCGUUGGUGGAUUGGUAGUCUUUGAGAUGACCCUGAUUUACUAUAGCUUUGGGGAGCAGAACAGGAAUGAAACCAAAUGGUUCUACGAGGAGUACCCGUGCAACUACGCCUUCCUUGUGGAAGACUCCAAGUUUACUUAUGCUCCCAAUACAAGUUUUCAACAGCUCAGCAACAACAAGCAGCUUCCGGUGGUCAUAAACUGGAAAGUUGGGGAUGAGCCGUGUGAUGUAGUUGAAAAGAGCAAUAAUUCUUUAUGCAAGGGAAAUAGCAAGUGUGUGGACUGGUCCAUUGUCCAUGGUAAGCCUGGUUAUAUUUGCAAUUGCUCGGAGGGCUACCAUGGGAAUCCAUACCUCACAGAUGGUUGCCAAGAUAUUGAUGAGUGCGAGACUUCAAACCCCUGCGACAAUGGAACUUGCCAUAAUCUAGAUGGAAGUUACUAUUGUAAAUGUAAUAGUGGGUACAGAAACCACGACCCCAAGACCUGCAUCCCCGGAACAAAGAGCACUGCCCUCAAAAUUUCAUUGGGUGUCUGUCUGAGCUUCUUAGUUUUACUGGUUUUAGUCUUUUGGAUAUAUUGCGGAGUCAAGAGAAGAAAGUUCAAGAAACAACAAGAAAAGUUCUUUAAACAAAAUGGGGGCUUACUUUUACGACAACAACUGACUCGAUACAAUGGAUCCAUAGAGACAGCCUCAAUCUUUUCUGAAGAAGAACUGAAGAAGAUGACAGACCAUUACGAUGAAAAGAGAAAGAUUGGUGAAGGAGGAUAUGGACUAGUUUACAAAGGUACAUUGCCUGCAGAUAAAAGAGAGGUUGCCAUAAAAAUGUCCAAAGUCAGUGCCCCAAUUACUGACAGCUUGGAGUUUGCUAACGAGGUGAUUCUUCUAUCUCAAAUCAACCAUAAAAAUGUUGUGAAGCUCCUUGGUUGUUGUUUAGAGACCCAAACACCUAUUCUCGUUUACGAGUUCAUCUCCAAUGGCACUCUUUAUGAUCACCUUCAUGGAAAAGACGGAAAAGAAAAACUUUCGUUGGAAUCGCGGUUGAAGAUAGCAUCAGGUACUGCAGAAGCUCUCUCGUACUUGCACCACUCCAUUUCUAAUCCAAUAAUACACCGAGAUGUGAAAGCAAUGAAUAUACUAUUGGACAAGAAUUAUGUAGCUAAAGUAGCAGACUUUGGGGCUUCACGGUUGGUUCUGGAAGAUCAAAAUCAACUAGCAACUUUGGUGCAAGGGACGCUUGGUUACUUGGACCCUGAAUAUCUUCAGUCACACAUUCUAACAGAUAAGAGUGAUGUUUAUAGCUUUGGAGUUGUCCUAGCGGAGCUACUCACAGGCAAAAAGGCACUAAUCAAGAAAAAAAAUGAGGCAGAAAACCUGGCAAACGUCUUUGUUAGCGCAAUGAAAGAGGGCCGGCUAGCUGAAAUUCUUGAUGCUGACUUAGUUAAGGAGGAACAUAAUUUCGAGACAAUCGUAGAAAAAGUUGCCAAUCUGGCAAACAAAUGUUUAGCGUUAAGAGGUGAAGAAAGGCCUCCCAUGAAUGAAGUAGCCGUGGAGCUCCUGGGAUUAGUGCAAAUUAUGGGAAAGAAUACGGCUGGGGAAAAGGCUGAUGAUAUCCAACGGUCUUCCAAAGAUUCCGACCACUUGCUCGGGUCACCUGCUGCUAAUUAUUAUAAUUACGUUUUGGAUGUGAGAGGUGAAGUUGGUGAUAGUGAUUCAAUUGCAACCACUACUGCUAGACGACCAAAGCCAAAUGGUGAAGCCUUACGAUCAUGGUCGUUGAUUUGA